This is a messenger RNA of Symbiodinium necroappetens, 828 nucleotides long. The record is from the annotation of a GenBank genome assembly. Lineage: Eukaryota; Dinophyceae; Suessiales; Symbiodiniaceae.
AUGGCCAUGCCUAGCGCAUGUGUGGAGUGCAUCGCACUCACUUGGCUCUGGCAUCUUCUCACCCGACCGAGUGAACCUAUCAAAGAUCAGCGGCCAAGUUCUUUGCAGGCAACUUCCGCUGGCAGUAUCAGCUCGCGGGACAGGCAGGUGGACCACCCAAGACCUGAACCGAGUCAACCCGUCCGAGAGCAAAGGCCGGGCUCUGUCAGCGAGCGACAGAGGAAGAUCGACCACUCACGAUCUCAUGGGCCAAUCCAAGGUUUCCGGGUACAACGGCCAGACGACAUGAAAGCACUUUCUGCAACCUCGUUCGUGUUGAACGGCACUACUGUUCGAAACAACAAGGCUCCGUUUGAGUAUGGCUUCGUGCUGGGCAGCACUCGCUCACAUCGAAUGUACCAUGCUGGACUGCUGUUCAAGAGUGAAUUUGAGGUGGGCACCGUGAAGUACAGGUUCGCCUUCGCCGAUCGAGUUCACGAUGGCAUUGAGAUAUACUUCUCCAACAAUGAGGAGUCGGUAGAUGAGAUGUUCAAGCGGUUUCGGUGUAUCCACGAUGGGCAAGCUGAUCCGUUCACCGACUGUGUGGUUAAAUCCUGGCACCAAUCCUGGACCCCUGCAGCAAAGUUGCACGAUUUCAUUUGCACCGAGCUGGCACGCAAGUUUGAGAUAUUUGGCUUCAAGUGCCGGGAGGACUUGGCAAACAAGCAAAAGCUGACAAACUGCAUUGCGUUCACAUGCCGCGGAGGGGCGGUAAUGGCACGUGAUGGAGAGUGCUUUCUCGCCGACUCGUCUGCGCUAGUGGCUCAGAUUUGCGAUCGUCGCUUGUAA